Molecule: messenger RNA, 1880 nt
Organism: Spodoptera frugiperda (fall armyworm)
Lineage: Eukaryota; Metazoa; Arthropoda; Insecta; Lepidoptera; Noctuidae
Exons: 9
Coding region: 287-1567 (426 amino acids)
Source: RefSeq, a predicted model, not a curated record
AUUUCUGUCUGACAUUUUGAUAAUAAAAUUUUGUUCCCGUUCUGUUUAUUUUCUUGUGGGACUGGGCCCAAACAAGGAAUAUAAUAAGUAUAGGUUCCAAAUGGAGAAGAGUAGCACAACAGUGGAAGCUACUGGAGGAGACCUUUGCCAUCAGUCACACUGAGCUGAGAGAUAUCUUAUAACAAAUUGAAUAGUCUCUAAAGAUUAAUUCUCUCACCCAGUUCAAAAGGCUUGAUAAAUAAAUAAAAAGUUAACUUAGCCUGAUCAGAUAGCAAGUGAAAAAACAAUGGAUUCGCCGAUGUUAUUCUGUAUUUCUUGUCUUUCAAGAGAAGUUCCAUACAUACGUCUAUCUACAUGUUCCCAUGCAGACUUUUUAAACUCUUUUGGGGAACUUAAGAUAGAAUCAAGUAAUCAAGUGGUAUGCUACACUUGUCAUAAUGUGUUGAAGAAAAUUAAAUUGUUUACCUUACAAGUAAAAAAUAGCUUCAAUAUCAUUUCUGAGGAAAGCAACAUUCAAAUCAGUCCCCAACAAAACAGGAAUCUACGAAUACAUAGACAAGAAAAUAUAAACAUACCACAGACAAGUGUUCCCAUAGAUAUAAACCAAACCAUAGACAGUAAAGAGGUCACAAAUGAUACAGAAAUGAGUUUCAAACGAAAAAAUUAUGACAGAAAAAUUAAGAAUAUUGGGAAAGCAUUAAAAAUAAUAAACAGCAAUCAGAAUAAUGCAUGUAUUAAUUUGUUAGCUACAUCUUUAAAUAGUCUAUCUAGUAGUUUAAUUAAUAAAAAUGUGGAUUUUAAUAAUUUCCCUAUUUUAAAUGCUAUUAAUAAAGUAAGUCAAAGUGUAGGACAUAUUUCUGAAGCUACUGACACAAGUAAUAUUUUACAAGAAGCGAUGGUAAAAGGUAAUUUAGAAGCUAAUUUUGGUAUAAGAGAAGAAGAAUUGAGUUUAGACAAAAAAGAGAAAGACAUAGAAGUUCCUAGUAAGAUUAGGAAGAUGGAUAAGCCAAAUAAAAAUGUUCUGAAAUCUUCAAUCCAAUCCCGAAUAAAUACUAUAAGGUUAUCCAAAGAAGAAUUGAUGGCAGAAAGAUCAAAAUUAGCUUCCAGUCAACCAUAUCUGAAGGCACCGUAUAAAUGUGACACAUGUGUACUGGGAUUCAAUUAUGAAGAGAAUUUAGAAGAUCAUAUUAAAAGGAAACAUUGUUAUAAAGAAAUCUCAAUCAAAUGUGAUGUAUGUCAACAGUAUUUCAAUCCAGGAUCUAAUUACAAUGAUCACAUAGCUUAUCAUUAUACCAGAUAUGAAUGUACAAUCUGCGGCCGUAGAUUCCCCUCUGAAGAUCAAGCUAUAUUCCAUUAUAGAAGGAACCAUAUAAAGGCUACAAAAUACAGUUGUUUACAUUGUUCCUAUAAUAUGACAUCGUACCGUCAUAUAAAAUUGGCAUCAGCAGUGAAACAAACUAAUAAAUGCAAGAUUUAUAAAUGUCUGCGCUGUAAAAAGACUUGGAAAAACGUGGAACAAAAUUUGGUGGAGAACGUCUUAGAAGCAGAUGGCGCCACUGUAGAAUAAGGCUGAUUUAGUUACCCAUGUAAAGAAACGUAACGUCACGCCUUUUAUCCCCGAAGGGGUAGGCAGAGGUGCAGAUUACGGCACGUAAUGCCACUGUAUAAUGUAAUAGGGGAUGAGCCUAUUGCCGUACACUGGGCGCAUUUCCAGACUGCGCGCUACUACCUACUUUUUUGUUUUUCGAAAAUUUCUCAGUAGUAGCACGGAGUCUGGAAUUGUGCUCAGUAUAUGGCAAUAGGCUCAGCCCCUAUUACAUGGGACUUAUAACACAAAUAGUGAAAAGUGGGUGUACAUUGUACCUAUGUAAAGUUUCCUU